Molecule: messenger RNA, 4269 nt
Organism: Carcharodon carcharias (great white shark)
Lineage: Eukaryota; Metazoa; Chordata; Chondrichthyes; Lamniformes; Lamnidae
Gene: lrrc7
Product: leucine rich repeat containing 7
Exons: 23
Coding region: 10-4269 (1419 amino acids)
Biological process (GO): neurotransmitter receptor transport, endosome to postsynaptic membrane; neurotransmitter receptor transport postsynaptic membrane to endosome
Cellular component (GO): postsynaptic membrane; adherens junction; postsynaptic density
Molecular function (GO): protein binding
Source: RefSeq, a predicted model, not a curated record
UGUCUGGAGAUGACAACAAAGAGGAAACUUAUUGGUCGCCUGGUACCCUGCCGAUGUUUCCGGGGUGAAGAAGAAGUCAUCUCAGUAUUGGAUUAUUCCCACUGCAGCCUUCAACAUGUACCAAAGGAGAUAUUCAAUUUUGAGCGUUCUUUGGAAGAGCUCUAUUUAGAUGCCAAUCAGAUAGAGGAACUGCCCAAGCAAUUGUUCAGCUGCCAAGCUCUCCGUAAACUAAGUGUUCCGGACAAUGAUCUUUCUAAUCUGCCCACCACCAUUGCCAGCCUGGUGAAUCUAAGAGAACUAGACAUCAGCAAAAAUGGUAUUCAAGAUUUUCCUGAAAAUAUUAAAUGCUGUAAAUACUUAUCGGUUAUUGAAGCCAGUGUUAAUCCCAUUUCCAAACUUCCAGACGGAUUCACUCAGCUGUUGAACCUAAUGCAGCUCUACUUAAAUGAUGCAUUUCUGGAAUUUCUUCCAGCUAAUUUUGGAAGACUCACCAAGCUACGCAUUCUGGAGCUAAGAGAAAAUCAUUUGAAAACACUACCAAAGUCAAUGCACAGACUGACACAGAUAGAUCGAUUGGAUCUGGGUAGUAAUGAAUUCACAGAGCUGCCUGAAGUCCUGGAACAGUUACAGAGCCUGAAGGAGCUGUGGAUGGACAAUAACUCAAUACAGACAUUACCUGGGCCUCUAGCAAAGUUGAAACAUCUGACAUACUUGGAUAUGUCAAAGAAUAGAAUAGAAACCAUUGAGUCAGAUAUUUCUGGAUGCGAAGGCCUGGAGGACCUCCUGCUUUCAUCCAAUAUGCUGCAACAGCUGCCCGACUCCAUAGGAAUAGUGAAAAAACUUACAACAUUGAAGGUGGAUGACAACCAGCUUAACAUUUUACCCAAUGCAAUUGGAGGUCUUUCUGUCUUGGAGGAGUUUGACUGUAGUUGUAAUGAACUUGAGUCUCUUCCUCACACCAUUGGAUACCUGCACAACCUCCGAACCUUUGCAGCUGAUGAAAACUUCCUGACAGAGCUUCCCAGAGAGAUUGGAAGUUGUAAAAAUGUGACUGUUAUGUCUUUGCGAUCAAACAAACUGGAGCGGUUGCCUGAAGAGAUCGGACAGAUGCAGAAACUGAAAGUGUUAAAUUUAAGUGAUAACAGGUUGAAGAAUUUGCCAUUCAGCUUCACUAAGCUUAAAGAGCUGGCAGCACUAUGGCUAUCUGAUAACCAGUCCAAGGCACUAAUCCCUCUGCAAACUGAAUCUCAUCCAGAAACAAAACAGAGAGUGUUGACAAACUAUAUGUUUCCACAGCAGCCACGCAACGAUGAAGAUUUCCCUUCUGACAGUGAUAGCUUCAACCCAACUUUGUGGGAAGAACAAAGACAACAACGCAUGCAGGUCGCCUUUGAGUUUGAAGAGAAGAAGGAAGAAGAGGAAGAUUCUGGGAAAGUUAAGGUUGAAAUAAAUCUAAAGCGCUAUCCUACCCCUUAUCCAGAAGACCUGAAAAAUAUGGUGAAGUCUGUUCAGCAUUUGGUAGGAAAACAUGGUCAAGAAGGAUCUGAUGAAACUUCAACAGGUGCCACGAAUAUAGAACAUGCUGCAAAAGAAAAAUACGAACAUAAGUGGCCUGUAUCAGCAAAGGAAGUUACACUGGAGAGAUCCCUAGGAGACUCGCCAAAUGAUCUGAGAAUGGGAGAACUGCGGCCUACUCUUACUGAAACUCCAUUAUUCAAACCCAAAGUUGUCUUGUUGGGUAAAGAAAAGAAAGAAUCAACAGAUGAAUCAGAAGGUGACAGAAUCAACAACAGUGCGUCCUCAGGUACCUACUCAGACUACUCACCUUCUCAAGGGUCUUCUGCUUCUUCUGGAGCACCUAUUAAAGUCAGUACAUUGCAGACUGCAGUCAAAGAUGGUGUGGCAGCUUCCUCCUGGGGAAACAGGUUAACACAGACAUUUCAACAAAACAUUGAAGCAAAACCUUUACUCAGCCAGAGGGAGGCAGCAUCGACAGCAAACCUACAGCAGCGUACUGAGAGGCGUCCAAUGAAUGAAACUUUUUCUGAUAAGUGGAAUGAUAAUUCACAUUAUGACAAUACAGGUUUUGUCGCAGAAGAAAGCACUGCAGUCUUAGAAAAUCCCAGUGCCAACCCUUUGAUAAGCACAAAAUCAAGGAGCACAUCAGCCCAUGGGCGUAGGCCACUAAUGAGACAGGACAGAAUUAUAGGUGUUCCACUGGAGUUAGAACAAUCUGUGCAUACAGUACACAGUGUCAGAAAUACACCAGAAACUGAAGUGCCUCCAAGUAAUCCUUGGCAGAACUGGACUAGGACACCUAGCCCAUUUGAGGAUAGGACAGCAUUUCCAUCAAAAUUGGAUAGUACUCCUUUCAGCAGUCCUAUUCCUGAUAGGAAAGAUUCAGAACAACAGUCAGCACGUGGAAUUACUGAACUAUCGAGUCCAUUUACAUCAAGUGCUCCAUGGAGUUUUCUCAACUCCAGAGAGUCCAAUUUAAAUCGAAGUCAUGCAGAUAAAUUCACACAUAUCUGCAGACCUGAGUCUGCCAAGAGUGCUAUAAUUGUCAGUAAAAGUACAGAGAGACUUGCACCAAUGAUGAGAUCAGUUAAAGCUGGCCAGUUUAAGAAAUCCCAAAGCAUUGAUGAAAUUGACAUUGGGGCCUUCAAGAUUUAUAAUAUACCACUGGACAGUUAUGGCUCCAGCUCAGAAAAUCCAGGUAGCAUUGAUAUGCCGGAGCAAAUGCCAACACAAGAACAAGGAAUGUCACGCAGUCUUUCCGCUCCAUUGUUGGAUGAAGAUUUAUCAGAGGCAUAUGGAAGUGGAAAGAUCUCUCAAAAGUUUCCAAUUACAAAAAAAGUAUACCAUUUUGACCAAAGUUUCAAUCCCCAAGGUACAGUAAAUGUUAAACCUGAGAGGCGAGUAACCACUUCUUUUACGCAUAAUGUUGACUAUGGUGUACAGCAAAGCAAAAAUGUUUCAAAAGAUCUCAUUAGCCCACGCUCCUUCAGAGGUUAUCAACCUGUAGAACACAUGUAUUCAUUCUCCCAACCUUCAGUGAACGAUGAACCAACUAAUCCUCGGUUUUCAAGUCAAGGGGACAGGGCUGGAUAUUUAAGAAGGGGUGACUCCCUUGCAACCUCCACAGAAAUGGUGCUGCAUCGAAGGGUAAACGAAGCUCCAGAGCUGCCACAAAGUGACAGAUAUGUCAGGACACAUUUCAGAGGUGUUUUAGAACACCAGAACAGCGCAUCAUUGGUUGAAUCACAGUAUCUCAAAAGGAAUGGAAGAUAUGAAGAAGAUUAUUCAACAUUCCAAGACAUAAAAAAUCAGGGUAGGAAUUUCCAAGAUAAACCUUUAGCUCAGAGGAGACCUUUGUCUGCAAGAAGCUACAGUACUGAAAGCUAUGGGUUUUCUCAAACCAGGCCAGUUUCAGCAAGGCCUACCAUGGCAGCUCUGUUAGAGAAGUUACCUUCAGAUUAUAACAUCAGUAACUACAGUGAAAAGCCUUCAGAGAGCAAUGAUAUAAGGAUCAGGUCUUCACAGUUGAAAGGAGAUGAGAACUCUGCUAACAUACCUCUAGACUGGAGACAACAGCUGCUCAGGCAUAUAGAAGCUAAAAGGUUAGAUAGGACACCAUCACAACAGAGCAACGUCCAUGACAAUGAACUGGAAGAUAUAUCUCCUACCAGUCAAUGGAGUUCAUAUGCAUUGGGGAGGAGAGAUGUACCACCAGAGAACAUAAUUAAAAAGGCAGGUAGCCACCCUCACCAAGGGCAGAGUGCAUUAGGGUCUUCACCACAAAGCCUACAGCAUCGAUCCAGGGAACAGCAAUAUGAAGGAGCUGUAUCAAAGGUGACUCUCCAGCAGUAUCAGAAGCCUUUGCAGAUUGCUAUUUCAUCCUCGCAGAACAUUGUCAAUCCUCGAGCAGCUCAACCCAGCAGAUGUCUAACAAGUAUUAAACCACAAAAGAGCACAGAAAGCUACCAGGAACAGUUUUGUGUGAGAAUAGAGAAGAAUCCUGGCCUUGGCUUCAGUAUAAGCGGUGGAGUAAGUGGACAAGGGAAUCCCUUCAAGUCAUCUGAUAUGGGCAUCUUCGUUACUAGAGUGCAACCUGAUGGACCAGCAUCCAAUCUGUUACAGCCUGGAGACAAGAUCCUUAAGGCCAAUGGACACAACUUUGUACACAUGGAACAUGAGAAGGCAGUCUCACUUCUUAAGAGUUUCCAGAACACAGUGGAUCUGAUAAUCCAACGUGAGAUUCCAACCUAG